Moneuplotes crassus is the source of this 3190-nucleotide messenger RNA. NCBI's taxonomy places the organism in Eukaryota, Ciliophora, Spirotrichea, Euplotida, Euplotidae. The record is from the annotation of a GenBank genome assembly.
CUUCUACUUCUCUCAAAAAUCGCUAAAAUCACUUAAAACUCUCCAAAUUCCUCAUUAAACCCUUAAAAUCUCAUAAAACCUCCUUUAGCCUUUCCUAAAAUGUCAUAUCGGCCAAAAAUAGGUAUAAACAAACUAACCAAACGUGUUGCCACUAAAAAGAAUACUCACAGGUCAAAAAACUUAAGAAGCAAGGAACCCGACCCCGCUACUAAAAACCAUAGAAAAUAGACUUGACCACAAGUUAAGGUUAACCCAGAACACACAGGAGAACGACCAUGAUUAUGACAAAUUGUCCUAUAAAGGCCUUAAACGGAACUAAUGAGCCUGACACAGACAGUGAGUACACAUACUCAGUCGAGAGCAAGUCUAUUAAGAAAGCAAAGAGGUCUCAGGCAACAUCGAAUACAUCCAGAGAGUAUGAUAAACCUCCCAAGGGGGCAAAGAAAACCAAGGGAAGCAAGAAGACAUCUAAUGAGAAAGUAGCUAGUAAGAAGAAUAGAGUGGAGUUUUUGAAUGCAUUCAAACGAGAGAAGUCUAGUAAAGGAAGAGGAAGACAUAAAUCUGCUGUAGGAGAGAUGAAACCUAUCAAACUCUCCCAGAAGCAAAAUGUUUAUUUAAAAAACCAAGAAGAACAAAAAGAGACUGACGAUGGAAUAUCUAUUGAAAUUAUUGACCAAUCAGACUUGGAAAGAGCUACCAACAAUGAAAACUGCCUUGUGGUUGACUUGAGAGACAUCCCUAGUCCGAAGAUCACUCAUGAGAAAGGGAUGCCCAUCUUGAAUAUCUCCUUAAAAGAUUACAAUGCUGAAGAAGAACAAAAAGGCAAGAAAAGCUCAAAGCAACCUCAGAGAUCGAAGUCUUUAUACAAAAGUUUAGACCAAUCUCAAGAUUCGAAGAAAGGAAUAUUCAGUACAGUCUCCAUGAAGCAGCCAGCCCAAAAAUCUGCCAGAUUCGGAAAAAUGGAAGAAGAGAUCGAUGUAUCUGAACAAAAUACUCUUGAUUAUGGAGGCACUUGUCUCAACCAAGAAAAGUUAGUAUCAAAGGGUUAUAAACCUCCAGAAAGACAUGAAAAUUUCAGCAGGUUUUUUGAAAGCUCUGGCCAAGUUCUGAUAGAUACUAUCACUGAUGAUAAGAAUAAAAGAACCAGUGAACUAAUUAAUGAUGCUUUGAACACAAUUGAGACCGUUAAUAACCCAGGAGGAAUUAUUGAUGCCCCUUCUAUUGAUAAUAUCACUCCAAUCAAGAAGAAGAUUGACCUAGAUCAUAAGAAUGAUGAUACUCUUGAUUUUGAAGUGAAUCCUAAUCCCAUAUUAGAUACUACUCCUUCCCACUACCCUUCUAAUAGACCAGGGGAGCAGAUGUACGAUAGUCCAUUAAAGAAAGCAUAUCAAAACAUGAUUAAACAAAAUGAGAUGAAAAAUGAGACUCCCUCUCCAGCUAAAGAUCCUAAGAGAACCAGCACAGGUAAAAAGAAAAGAGAUACGUCUAAUAUCAGGAAAAAAUUAACUAAAAAGGAGGACUCAAAGACAUCAAUCCAUGCUAAAAACAGAGAGUAUUCAAACCACAAGCACCUGACUCCUCAAAAGAAAAAAGCUAGCAAGAGGAAAUCCUCAAAAUCUCCUCUCAGAAACUCGAAGCAGAGCAAGAAUAACAUCGUUGGUAUCAACAUUGAACUUGAGGAUGAUCUAGAUUCAACGGUAGACGAGAACCAUAAGAAAUUUAUCCAAAAUUCUGCCAACAAAUUGAGAAGCAAGAUGCAAUCACAGGCUAUGCUGAAGACUCAGACAAAGUCGAUUGAAGUAAAUUUCUCAUCUAAAGAAACUGAGAAAGACAAGAACACCCAGAAGAUAUCCCAGACUACAGAGAAUGCGCCUAAUAAUGAGGGAAAAGAUCUCACAAUUGGGCGUAACGAGGCUUCUAAACUUACUGUCUCUGAUAAAAAGACUAUCUCUAAUAUAGAAAUGAUAUCUUUCUCUCCUUCUGGUGGGAAGCAGCUGAAGAUAAACCAGCUUGAGGAGAAACUAACCCAGUCUGAAAGAAUCAUCCUUGAGCUACAAAAUCGGCUAGAACUUAACGAAAAUGUGUACAAGGAAAAGUAUGAGAAAACUAAAAAGGAAAUUCAAGAAUUGGAGAGGGACAAUAUCUCCCUCCACCAGAUGGUCAAAUCAAAAAUUAACGAAACCUCUGAGUUAAAAUAAUAAAAACACUGAGCUACAGCAUAAAAUCAGUUCUAACAACAUGCUUAGUCAGAAGAUGAGCAUGACUGAGGAAGAACUGAGGAUGAAGAUUAAUGAUCUCAUGAACAAGAACACUGAGCUCAACUUCUUGCUCAGACAGAAAGACGAGGAAGUCCAAGGAGAGAAAAAUAAGUUAAAAUAACAUCCAGAUUGACCUAAGCAACGCUCAGAAUGUAGAAACUGGGUUAAAUAAAGAAAUUACUCAGCUUAAGAAGGACAGAGAAAGUAUCUCUGCUGAGCUGAGAGACCUUAAAGAUGAAAAAUGAAGUAUCCAGGUAGAACUCAGAGAACAAAAGGGAAUCAUUGACAAUCUUCAAAGAGAAAAUAAGGAGUUUAAGUCAAGAUUUGAAGUUGUGAAUGCGAAUUCGGAUAAAAUGGAGAAAGAGAUAGCCAGCUUGAAUACAAAAUUGUCAGCUCAACAACAUAUAGAUGAUAAGGUACAUAUGUAUGAACAGGAAAGAGAGAUUAUCAAACAGGAAUUACUGAGGAUUUCUAAAUGUCAGAUGGAGAACGAGGUCUAUAAAUCCCCUUCCCUAAGCACAGAUUAUAAACUUUCGAGACCAAUUGAUAUCACUGGGGAUACUGUGAAUGGAAUUCUAUCAAAGAUGGCAACUACUGAUUCUAAAUGUGGCAUAAGCUCAUACAAUCCAUCAUUGAACUACCAAGCUCAUACUCCAAUGGAGUACAAGACUUAUGCAAAUUUUGGGGAAGACGAAAAUCUAUUAUCAAAUUUAGGAUCAAAGACACAUGAGUUUAAAUUCAGUAAGAAAGAUUAUGCGACUUUUGGGGACCAUUUUGAGAAAUUCCAGAGCCAUCCUACUUCGCAUCAUUAUUCUCAUGAAGAACUCUCCUCUAUCGACGUUAAGAACCAGCAUAUGAUGGAUAUGGGAGAAAGACCUGCUGGUAUUAAAUCCAGGACAGCUAAGAAAGAGCUAAAUUUAUUUAAAGGCUAA